UCAAUGAGCCACAUUGUCGCGGGCGAGUACCGCGGCGCGCGCUGCUCCGGGGCCAGCUCCGCUCCGCACCGCUCCGCACCCCGCCGCGCAAGAUGAUCGCUUCCCAUCUGCUCGCUUACUUCUUCACCGAGCUCAACCAUGACCAGGCGCAGAAGAUUGACAAGUACCUCUACCACAUGCGGCUCUCCGAGGAGACCCUCCAGGAGGUGUCCCAGCGUUUCGGGAAGGAGAUGGAGAAGGGGCUGGGAGCAGACACCAACCCCACCGCCUCGGUGAAGAUGCUGCCCACCUUCGUGAGAUCCACCCCGGAUGGGACAGAGGAUGGGGACUUCUUGGCGCUGGAUCUCGGUGGCACCAAUUUCCGCGUGCUGAGAGUGAAGGUGUCUGACAACGGCCUGCAGAAAGUUGAAAUGGAGAAUCAGAUCUACGCCAUCCCCGAGGAGCUCAUGCGGGGCAGUGGGGUGCAGCUCUUCGACCACAUCGCUGAGUGCUUGGCCAACUUUAUGGAGAAGCUGAAAAUCAAAGACAAGAAACUCCCCCUUGGGUUCACCUUCUCCUUCCCAUGUCACCAGACCAAGCUGGAUGAGAGCAUCCUCGUUACGUGGACGAAGGGAUUCAAAUGCAGCAGCGUGGAGGGGAAAGACGUGGUGUCGAUGCUGCGCAAGUCGAUCAAGAAAAGAGGGGACUUUGACAUUGACAUCGUGGCUGUGGUGAAUGACACCGUUGGGACCAUGAUGACCUGUGGCUAUGACGAUCAUAACUGUGAAGUUGGCCUCAUUGUUGGUACCGGUACCAACGCCUGUUACAUGGAGGAGAUGAGGCACAUUGACCUGGUGGAAGGGGACGAAGGUCGGAUGUGCAUCAACAUGGAGUGGGGGGCCUUCGGUGAUGAUGGUGUGCUCAAUGACAUCCGGACGGAGUUCGACCGCGAGAUAGACAUGGGCUCGCUCAACCCUGGCAAACAAUUGUUUGAGAAGAUGAUCAGCGGGAUGUACAUGGGAGAGCUGGUCAGACUCAUCCUGGUGAAGAUGGCCAAGGAGGGGCUCUUGUUUGGAGGAAAGCUCACACCAGAUCUGCUCACUACCGGCCACUUUGAGACCAGAUACGUCUCUGCUAUUGAGAAGGAGAAAGAAGGGCUGCAGAAAGCCCAUGAGAUCCUCACCAAGCUGGGCCUGGAGCCAUCUCACGAAGACUGUGUGGCCACCCACCGCAUCUGCCAGAUCGUCUCCACCCGCUCAGCCAACCUGUGUGGGGCCACCCUGGCAGCCGUGCUGCGACGCAUCAAGGAGAACAAGGGGGUGGACCGGCUGCGGUCUACGGUCGGCGUGGAUGGCUCCGUCUACAAGAAGCAUCCUCACUUUGCCCGGCGCCUCCAUAAGACGGUGCGGAAGCUGCUGCCAGACUGCGAGAUCCGUUUUGUGAGAUCAGAAGAUGGAAGCGGCAAAGGGGCAGCCAUGGUGACAGCGGUGGCCUACAGACUGGCCGCCCAGCACAAGGCACGGCAGAAGAUUCUGGAGGCGCUUAAGCUGAGCCACGAGCAGCUCCUGGAGGUGAAGCAAAGGAUGAGGAUAGAGAUGGAGAAGGGGCUGGGCAAGGAGACGCACGCGGAGGCAGCGGUGAAGAUGCUGCCCACCUACGUGUGCUCAACUCCAGAUGGGACAGAAAAAGGAGAUUUCCUCGCCCUGGACCUGGGAGGCACCAAUUUCCGUGUGCUGCUGGUGCGCGUGAGGAACGGGAUGAGGCGCGGCGUCGAGAUGCACAACAAGAUCUACUCCAUCCCAGUGGAGAUCAUGCAAGGGACGGGAGAGGAGCUCUUUGACCACAUCGUCCACUGCAUCUCUGACUUCCUGGAAUACAUGGGAAUGAAGGGCGUAUCGCUCCCGCUCGGAUUCACGUUCUCCUUCCCUUGCCAGCAGAACAACCUGGAUGAGGGGAUUCUCCUGAAGUGGACAAAAGGUUUCAAGGCGACCGGCUGUGAAGGAGAAGACGUGGUGAACCUGCUGAAGGAAGCAAUUCAUAGGAGAGAGGAAUUCGACCUGGAUGUGGUCGCGGUGGUAAAUGACACAGUUGGCACCAUGAUGACCUGUGGGUACGAAGAUCCAUAUUGCGAAGUUGGACUGAUAGUUGGCACAGGCAGCAACGCCUGUUACAUGGAGGAGAUGAGGAACGUGGAGCUGGUGGAAGGGGAGGAGGGCAGGAUGUGCGUCAACAUGGAGUGGGGGGCAUUUGGUGACAAUGGGUGCUUGGAUGACAUUCGGACAGAGUUUGACUUGGCGGUGGAUGAGCUGUCUCUCAACCCUGGGAAGCAAAGGUUUGAGAAGAUGAUCAGCGGGAUGUACCUGGGCGAGAUCGUCCGAAACAUCCUGAUGGAUUUCACCAAGCGAGGGCUGCUCUUCCGGGGACGGAUCUCGGAGAGGCUGAAGACCAGAGGGAUCUUUGAGACCAAGUUCCUGUCCCAGAUAGAAAGUGACUGCCUGGCGCUGCUCCAGGUCCGCUCCAUCCUCCAGCAUCUCGGCCUGGAGUCCACGUGUGACGACAGCAUCAUCGUGAAGGAGGUGUGCACGGUGGUGGCCCGGCGGGCAGCUCAGCUCUGCGGGGCCGGCAUGGCAGCAGUGGUGGACAAGAUCCGGGAGAACCGCGGGCUGGACUUCCUCAAGGUCACGGUUGGCGUGGAUGGGACGCUCUACAAGCUGCACCCUCACUUCUCCACUGUCAUGCACGAAACGGUGAAGCAGUUGUCUCCAAAGUGCGAAGUGACCUUCCUCCAGUCGGAAGAUGGCAGCGGCAAGGGCGCAGCGCUCAUCACGGCGGUGGCCUGCCGGAUCCGGGAGGCUGGCCAGCGAUAGAAGGAAGGAGGUUUGCCGAAGAGCUUGGUUUCAGCAAAGCAGGACGUUUCCCCGCCCCAUCCCUCCCUCCGUACACACACACACACACACGUGGCCUCCCCUUGCAAGCAGACUCUUAGCUUUACUUGUUCUCUUGAGAUACCACCAGUGGGACUGGAGAUGCUGUGUGCUUUGUAUAAAGAGUUGUCUUAGGAGUUUUACUGCAUGCCAUAAAACCGCGUAUCAAGUAAAGCUAAAAGUGUCUUUUGGCUGUCUACCUACGCUUCCAGUCAGAGCCGGACCUGUUCCGCUCGCAGCCUCUGUCAAACACCAGCUCUCCUCCCCACGUCUCCUAACCACUCACGUCUUCCCUAGCAGCAGAAAGGAUAAUGCUAGAAUAAUUAAGACGCUGCAUUGUCACUUUACGGUAACUGGUACCUAUUUAUGUACGUCGGAGUCAUAGCGUGUCCGUGCUGUAGAAAGCAAACCUCUUUAAGAUUGGGCUAAAGACCUCCAUUAGUCUUUUACCCUGAUCAAGGCUGUAUUAUUUCCAUGAAAGUCAUGGUAACUCUUAAAGCACAGGGUGCAGAAUUUCAACCGGCAUGUUCCGAGUCUGCACUGAGAGAUACCAAGUAUCUCUGUUGGUGAGCAAUAUUAAAGAACCUGCUGGAUCCCAGUUAGAGGUGCCCCUUUAACUGCUCCAGCAGAGCACGUGCCUGGAAAUAAUUGGGGACUCAGGGUUUUAAUCCCAUUUCCUGACCUCUCACCCGCACCCUAAAUAGAGUGUAGUAAUGUGGCAUGUACGUAUGGUUGUGUUACACCCCGGAAACCACUGGCACCCUUCCCUGGUGCACGUGUGAACACAAGGAACCACCACCGAGAUGGGUCGGUCUCUUCCCUGCAAAUACACCCCCCCACCACCCCCCAAACGUCGUGGCCGUGUGUCCUCGCUUGGCACGGUGAGUUGGUUUGCUUUUUGUCUGUGAAAUAGUUCUGCGUCUUCAGCCUUUUAGGUGACACCUGGAUUUAUACACUGUAUAUUUAUGUUUCAAGAGAUCUUACGUCUUUUUAUGUACAUAGUUUCGGGGGGGGGAUUAUAUUGCUUAGUUUUGACUUCACCUUUUAAUGUCAUUUAAGAACAGUACUGAAUACUUAUUUUCUUUUUUUCUUGUGUUAUUUUUUUAAUUUAAAAUUUUCUUGGGGUAGACUGGAGAGAGAGAGACCCAGAUUCCUGAGGAUGGUUGUACAAGAAGUUCAGGCAUUCUGAAUUUAUCACCAGAACAAAAGGGAAACCAGGAAGUCAGGGAUGCGAUGCGCAGGAGCAGCGGGGCCCUGCAGCGAAGCUUUCGGGAUUAGGCUGGUUUUAACCUAAGGAGAGGUUGAAUUUUGUCCCCUUGCCCUGCCCAGCCUGCUUUGCUCUGGAAGCGUUGCUUCCUAUUGCAGCGUGCGGUGAAAUAACCCAGGGCUCUGCAGGGACCCGUGCCUGAGCCCGCACCCCUCAUGCAAACGCUCUCGGGCCAGCAAACGCUCGGCACGGGCUCGAGUGCCGACGGUAUGCGUGGGCUCGCAGCAAGGCGAUCUCAACCCAUUCGAUGAGGUCAGCGGCAAUAAUCAGUGUCGCCUCAUUUCCAUUUGGCAUCCUCAGGGCUGGCGGGGAGCGUUCCCCGGGACGCGCGCGCCCGUAGCAUCACUUCGUGCACCCAUGGUGAAAAGCAGCGAUUAAUUUUUUGCCAACAGAAAAGCGUACGGAUGAGCUAACCGCUGCAGUUCUCUGCCUGAGCGAGCAGAGGUGUACAGAGAGGGGUGGGUAUGUUUCUGUAAAUAUUUAGCAGAAGAGAAUGAAAUUCCACUGAUGUACAAAAAAAAAAAAUUAAUUAAUAAUUCCCACGAGCAGACCUUCAGUUUGGAGGAUAGAGUUCUUGUCUAUUUUUAUGUAUAUUUUUAUACUGCUUGGGGUAACCUCAUUACCAAAAGUAUCUCUUCUAUGUUGGGGGUCAAGUUCAGUAGCACAAUUUUAAAGCAAAAUUACUCUGGGCAUUUUAAAUGCUUAUUUUUUUUAUAAGCCUCAAGACAAUUAUAACAAAUAAAAUCUGACUGUGUAUAGAAAUAAUGUAAGAAACCAAGUUUAGUGGAAGUUUUAGAUGAUGUUAAAUAAAUUUUUGAAAGAUGAUACAGAAAUCCUCUAAUACGGUACCAAGCAGUUGUGUGUGAUUCUUUCCUCAGAAGAUCAGCAUUUUGCCUGCUUAAAAAUUGAAACAGAAAUGGUUUUACCUGCUGCACCGCGCAGAAGGUUGCAUUAGCGGCUGUAUUUUUAAACUCUUACCCAGCUGUACCCUUUUUGAAUUAUGCAGUGUUUGCAUCAGUUAGCGAGCUAAAGUUUAUACAGCUCUAGUUUUGGGGGGAGAGCGGGAAAGAUUGGGACUAUGGGCAGCUCUGCGUUUGUAGCCGGUUCAGGCUCCAGUUCAGCCAGUUGUUGGAGUGGGUGACUGAAAGGGCGAGAAGACGCCGUGGGUGGUUAGUACCCGGUUAGCAGGGAAGCGGAGCGGGUGACCUCGCUGCCCUGGUCCUUCUUUGCAGCAAAGGAUGGGCUGUAACUUUACAGUGGCAGGAUUUGCCCCGAGCUCGCAGGGUGGUGGGGAAUUGCCAAGCGGUUUCUCCUCUCCCGCGACAGAGGAGGCAAAAGCAGCGCACGUUGUCCGGGCUGCAGCUGCUUUUAGUCUGUCCCGCAGCAUCUGGUCUGGGGGGUGGCGGCAGCAGCAGCUCCCUGGGGCUGACAAAGCUCAGGGACGUGGAUCUAAACUUUCUGUGAGGUCAGGGAGGAUUUUUGGCUGGGCCGGGUCGGAUGGAUACCCACCUGGGUAUCCUCGAGGCUCUCGAAAGCUUUUGCUUCCCCUUUGCUUUGACGCAGAAUGAAGCAGGGUCGGAAACGUUCCCAGUUAAAAAUACUUGAAGCGUUACAAGACACCCGUGUUAACCUGUGACCGCAGAUAUGCCCAUGGCUGUAAGAAAGGUUUUGAUUUAACACUGUGAGAAGUUUGUGCUCCUUUCUGUCUCAAAGGGGACUAGCACCAGCGAUGUUUGCUGUACGGUCUGAUUGUAACUUCGGUGGGGUUGUAACCUCCCACCUAAAUGUUGCCAUGGGAUGUUACGUGAAUGUGUUUAAAAUGAAGAAGGGAAGAUUAAAUCGUAACUAUUGAUAUGAAGGGAAGAUGAAAUCUAUUAUAUGCAGGGAGAGAUGGACAGACUGAUCAACUUUGGCUUGCCCAGUCUGUCUCUCUUCCCCAGUAAGAAGCGCUGCUUUCUGGAUUUAGGAUGGCUUUUGUUUUGCUUGGUUGUUCCCAUGAGGAUGCAUUUUCUUUGCACUCCUGGUGUCGUGCCGGCACGUUCUUUGGCCACGCCAGCAGCAGAACAGGGUCUUCCACUGUGUCAGCUGCUGUGCUGGAGACACUGACCUUCCCUCCCCCACACUUCUCUCCUCCUUGGUACUUUGGACAGGAGUUUAUUGUUACUGCUUUUUCUGAAGUAUAUAUACAAGCAGCAAAUUGAGCCUUGCAAGAGGAAUUUGCCUCUUCCCUUCUUGGAGUCAAAGGCCGUGUAGGGAGCAGCGUUAUAUUCAGUCACCCAAGAUGUACGAGGAGCAUCCGAGAGCACCUUGGAUGCGUCGAUCUCUGGCCUUGAAGCUGCUCGGAGGUAGUUUGACCUCGGUGUCUCUGUGCUGUCUCUUAUCAGGCAAUCCAAAUGUGCCCAGGCUAUCUGACAAGAGAUAAGAGAGUGGAAAGGUUCAGUGCAUGGGAGGGGAGCGAGGACAGGCAUAAACAAUGACAAAACCACAAGUCCCCAUGCGACGGGCGACAAGGUACAAGACAGCAACAAAAUAAACUGAAAUGGAGGAGCCUUGGUUCCCCACCUCGCCACAAUCUCGUCCCCUCCAGCAGACAGAGAGGAAAACACCUUCUUUUGACAGAUCAUUUUUCUUGCUCUGGUAAAAAAGCAGUCACUGAAGGCAAGAGAGGCAAUUCUUGAUCACAAGGUAAUUUGGAGUAAGAAAGAGUCAAAUUACUUACUUUGUGAUGUCCCUGAUAAAUCAAGACUUUCUGGCCUGAAGCAAAGAAAAUGCAUCUUCAUGGGGGUGUUAGCUCCGUGCGGGGCAGGGGGAGUUAAAUAAAGCCAAAGACUGUUCAGCUGCUAGCAGAAAUGAGUGUCUGUAGAUUCACCUGAUGUUGUCAUUUUGUGUUUACAGUAUUUAUUUUUAGUAAUUGACUGCAGUUAUAUAUAGGCUUCCUUAUUUUUGUACUUUUCAUACCGUUUUCCCUGAGUGUGGUGUUGUACUUCUCAGCUCCCCUUUGCCACGAUUGCUGCUCCUAGUCAGUGACAAAUAAAAGAGAGAAAAAAAACCAAAA
Molecule: messenger RNA, 7225 nt
Organism: Grus americana (Whooping crane)
Lineage: Eukaryota; Metazoa; Chordata; Aves; Gruiformes; Gruidae
Gene: HK2
Product: hexokinase 2
Exons: 18
Coding region: 93-2846 (917 amino acids)
Biological process (GO): intracellular glucose homeostasis; glycolytic process; glucose 6-phosphate metabolic process
Cellular component (GO): cytosol; mitochondrion
Molecular function (GO): mannokinase activity; ATP binding; fructokinase activity
Source: RefSeq, a predicted model, not a curated record